AUUCAUUGCUUUGUGAGUGAGAGAGGUAAAGAAAGAUUGUAAGUGAGGAAGAAGAAGCAGAAGAAGAGGAGGUUCCUGAAAUAUGGCGACUCACAGUCACAGAAAAAGAAAAACAGCGCAGGAAUCAAUCUCUACUAGCAAAAAAACGAAGGAAUCGUCCAACUGCUUCUGCGAGAUUUGCGCCGAGAAGAAAGAACCCCAGGAGAUGUUCCGAAUCGACAGUUGCGCCCACUCCUUCUGCUCCAACUGCAUCAGCCGGCACGUCGCCGCUAAAAUCAGAGAGAAUGCAACGGCGGUUCGAUGCCCCGCCGUUGACUGCGGCACCCUGCUGGAACUCGAAACCUGCCGGUUGAGGAUUUCCGCCCAAGUGGUGGCCCGGUGGGACGAGUUGCUGUGCGAAUCGGUGAUUCCGGCUGCCAAGAAGUUCUACUGUCCGUUCAAGGACUGUUCGGCGUUGCUGCUGAAUGACGGAGACGGAGUGGUGAGGCAAUCGGAGUGUCCGAUUUGCCAUAGAUUGUUCUGCGCCCAGUGCGCCGUGCCGUGGCACGGAGAGAUCGCGUGCGAGGAGUUUCAGGGAUUGAACCAAGAUGAAAGGGGGAGAGAAGAUUUGAUGAUGAGAGAAUUGGCGAAGAGUAAGGGCUGGAAGAGAUGCCCUCAAUGUAAAUACUAUGUGGAGAAAACAGAGGGUUGCCUCCACAUGACUUGCAGGUGUAGAUUUCAGUUCUGCUAUGCAUGUGGAGCAACUUGGAGCCAGAUUCAUGGGGCUGAAUGCCAGAGGCCAUAAUCGCAAUAUUCUGGUCUAAGAUGUCCUUGCUGGUGCUUUUAACUUGUUUUCUUUUGUUCUCCAUCUCAUCUCUUUCAGGCAAGAGCACAGACAGAAUGAACACACUCUCUCUCUCUCUCUCUCUCUCUCUCUCUCUCUCUCUGAGUAUGUAUAUGUGUGUGUGGAAGCGUUUCGUACUUGUGUUCGUGCUGGAUGUGGAAUUGUAAUUUGUUAUGUGGACGUUACUGGGCUGUAAAGUGAUUGGGAUGGAAGUUCUUUCCUUGUUUAGUUUGUGAUUUUUUUUUUUUUUUUCUCAAUUACUGGUUUGAGAUUUGAAUUAGUUCGUAGGAGUUGUUCAAUUUGGUUCACCAAAAAGAAUUUCAGAAAUCUUGCCUGCUGCAUUUAGUUCGCUGUGUAUUCAUGUAAAUUUGGUCGCAUUGUUGGAUUAUUAAUUACAGUGAAAAA
Messenger RNA from Diospyros lotus (date-plum), 1228 nucleotides. Its product is annotated as E3 ubiquitin-protein ligase RSL1-like. Gene Ontology annotation, molecular function: ubiquitin conjugating enzyme binding; ubiquitin protein ligase activity; zinc ion binding. NCBI's taxonomy places the organism in Eukaryota, Viridiplantae, Streptophyta, Magnoliopsida, Ericales, Ebenaceae. Gene Ontology annotation, biological process: positive regulation of proteasomal ubiquitin-dependent protein catabolic process; protein polyubiquitination; ubiquitin-dependent protein catabolic process. The coding region runs from base 83 to 784 and encodes 233 amino acids. Gene Ontology annotation, cellular component: cytoplasm; ubiquitin ligase complex. The transcript is spliced from 2 exons. The record is from RefSeq and is a predicted model, not a curated record.